AUGUCCACACUUUUUGUUCAGGAUGAAUCUGACGACGAGUCACUCCAGCUAGAAUUAUCUAGGCAAAUUGAAGAUUUCAAUGAGAAUGCGGAAAAGCAUAUAAACUACGAGAGUCAGAUAUUGCCUAAUGACCUUUUAUCAGCUGAAGAAAUUAGAAAUCACCCUAUUGAUGAGGGUGAUGAUGAGGUACCGCUUUAUCCUUUGAUUCCCGAUAUCGGUGAGCAAAUAGGCCUGAGGCCAAGCAUGGAUGAGCUUCGACAGGUCGAUAUCCAGUUAAAUUUACCUUUAUCAUAUCAGCAACAACUUGUCGAGAACACAUUGUCUACUGAUGAUCCCCUAGUGAUAAUGGGCAGGGGGCUAGGAAUGGCGAGCAUAGUGGCCAACUUACUCCAUAUUUUAGCAACUCCCACUGUAAUUGAUGGUGACCUGAAGAGGUCACUGGUUCUAGUUCUCAAUUCUAGACCAACUGAUAACAUUAGAAUAAGUGAAGAGCUACAAGAGCUCUCCUGGCUGGAGGGAUGCGACAAAAAAGUCGACAUAAAUGAGGACGAAUUUAGUGAAACGGAUACUAGACCUUUUCAUGUGAUAUCUGCUGAUAAUCAAACUCUGGAAAAACGAAAAAAACUAUAUUCUUCUGGCGGGAUAUUUAGUAUUACUUCAAGAAUUCUUAUUGUUGAUUUACUCUCAGGUAUUGUGCAUCCAAGUAAGAUAACGGGUAUGGUGAUUCUCAAUGUGGAUACACUAAAAAUGUAUUCAAAUGAGACAUUUAUUUUGGAAAUAUAUCGAUCAAAAAAUAAAUGGGGCUUCAUCAAAGCUUUUUCUGAAGCUCCAGAAUCAUUUGUCAUGGAAUUUUCUCCGCUGCAAAGAAAAAUGAAAGAUCUGAUGUUGAAAAAUGUACUAUUAUGGCCAAGAUUCCGCGUUGAUAUUUCCCACUGUCUGAAUAAUGCUAUUGGGCCAGAUAAUAAUAAGGUAAUUGAAGUGAAGGUUUCAUUGACCAAUUCUAUGUCUCAGAUCCAAUUUGGACUCAUCGAAUGCCUGAAAAAGUGCGUUUCUGAGCUGAAAAGGAAAACACCAGAGUUAGCUCUUGAUUAUUGGAAUAUGGACAAUGCAUUGGAUAUAAAUUUCUUGAAAUCGAUUGAUUUCGUCAUGAUUCCCAAUUGGCAUAGAAUAUCAUGGGAAUCAAAGCAAUUGGUGAAAGAUAUUCGCUUUUUGAGGAAUUUAAUGAAGCUGUUAAUUUGCGGUGACUCGGUCGAUUUCUAUGAGGAAGUCCAGCAAAGCUUAGAUGCUAAUAGGCCUUCCGUAUCCCGUAAAUACACUGAAUCGCCUUGGCUGAUGGCGGAAGAAUCCCAGCUCGUUAUCUCGUAUGCCAAGAAAAGGAUCUACACAAAUGGUGAGUACAAUUUAGAAACACUGCCAAAAUGGGAACAGUUAAUACAUAUUUUAGAUGACAUAUCCUAUCAAAGGUCUGUUAAAGAAAUCUUUGGGCCAACUCUCAUCAUGUGCUCUAGUUCAGCGGAGUGUCUACAGCUAGCAAGGAUCAUCAGCAUGUCCAGUAACAAAAACGGGUUUAGAAAUAAUAUGCUUCAAAAAUUGCAACUAUAUCGUGCUGGUAGAGAAGAGAGGAAGAAGAUAGCUAAAGAAGUUCAUGACAAAGAACCAGAAAGGGACGCUGAGCUAAAUGUGAGUACAGCAUUCGCGAAGGAACAAAUUUUAACUAAAAGAAGACGAACUAGAGGGGCAGCCGCUGUCGCAGCUGUUGAGAGAUUAAAGAGUGCUGGAUCUGGAGAUGAUAUUGAGACUGUAAUUGAUCAGUACAAUAUUGAGGAGGAAUUGGGGUCCGUACAACUUCCGGGGGAGGAGAGUAUAUUUAUGACUUUCGAAGAAGAGACCCCGGAAUCUGCCAGUUAUAGUGACAGCGAAAAUAUACAGCUUGAUAGUCUCCAUCCGUAUGCCGACAGUGAGGUGACAAAAGAGGUCUGGAACUCUCGGUUGGAAGAAUAUCAAUAUGUCAACUGCGGUGACCAGAUAAUUGUUGAAAGGUUCGAUAAUAUAAAUGAUGAGGCAUUGCUGCAGGAAAUUAUGCCUUCCUUUAUUAUAAUAUAUGAACCGGAUCUUUCCUUCAUCAGAAGGGUCGAAAUUCACCGCGCAAUCCAUAGAGAUAUGCCACCAAAAGUCUUUUUCAUGUAUUAUGGGGACAGUAUCGAGGAACAGGGUCAUUUGACUGCCAUCAAAAAAGAAAAAGACGCAUUUUCCAAAUUAAUUAGAGAGAAUGCAAUGCUGGCUCACCACUUCGAAGCUGAUGAUGAUUUAUCUCACUAUAAGAAUCUGGCUGAAAGGAAAUUGAAGAUGAAUCGCUUAAGAAAGAGGAGUACAAGAGUUGCGGGCGGGCAAGCAGCUUUGGGUGAUCUGACGCAGGAUGUCGUUAUUGUUGAUACGCGAGAAUUCAAUGCUAGCUUACCGGGACUUCUGUACAGGUAUGGAGUUCGUGUGGUUCCCUGUAUGCUAACUGUAGGAGAUUACAUUAUUUCACCGGACAUUUGUAUUGAAAGAAAGUCCAUAUCAGAUUUAAUCGGCUCAUUGCAAAAUAACCGCUUAAUAUCUCAAUGUAAAAAAAUGUCAAGCCACUACAGAUAUCCAACACUUUUAAUUGAAUUUGAGGAGGGGCAGUCAUUUUCGCUUGAACCAUUCAGUGAACGAAGAAGUUACCGCAGUAAAGAGUCCUCUGCUGUUCAUCCUAUUUCUAGCAAAUUAUCUCAGGAUGAAAUCCAGAUGGAACUUUCGAAGAUUGUGAUGAGGUUCCCAAAUCUGAGGAUGAUCUGGUCGUCCUCUCCUCUGCAGACUGUCAAUAUAAUUCUAGAACUGAAGCUAGGUAGGGAACAGCCAGAUCCUAACCAAUCUGUCACGCUGGGUUUAAAGAAAUCUAAAACUGAUGGUAAAAACAAGGACAAAAAAGCUAAUAAUCAAGAAAAGUUUGCAAAAUUGUUGCAGGUUCCUGGUAUCUCUAAAGUCGACUAUUUUAAUCUUAGAAAGGAAUUCAAACGCUACAGCAAAUUGGAAUCUUUAGGCAAGGAUGAAUUGCUAGAUUUGCUGGGCGACGAGAAUUUGAGUGAGAAGGUCUUUGCCUAUGUGCAACAGGAAAAAAGGGACAGUGAACAGGAUUAUCAAGACUUCUAA
This is a messenger RNA of Zygotorulaspora mrakii, 3174 nucleotides long. It is a transcript of the gene RAD1, whose product is annotated as ssDNA endodeoxyribonuclease RAD1. Gene Ontology annotation, molecular function: single-stranded DNA binding; damaged DNA binding; single-stranded DNA endonuclease activity. Gene Ontology annotation, biological process: double-strand break repair via single-strand annealing, removal of nonhomologous ends; double-strand break repair via homologous recombination; resolution of meiotic recombination intermediates. The record is from RefSeq and is a predicted model, not a curated record. The transcript has a single exon. Bases 1 to 3174 code for a protein of 1057 amino acids. NCBI's taxonomy places the organism in Eukaryota, Fungi, Ascomycota, Saccharomycetes, Saccharomycetales, Saccharomycetaceae. Gene Ontology annotation, cellular component: nucleotide-excision repair factor 1 complex.